Messenger RNA from Racocetra fulgida, 210 nucleotides. The record is from the annotation of a GenBank genome assembly. NCBI's taxonomy places the organism in Eukaryota, Fungi, Glomeromycota, Glomeromycetes, Diversisporales, Gigasporaceae.
AUGUCUCAAUCAAGAGAAUCUGCAACACUUCAUGAUGCAGAACGAGAACAAUUCUUAAUUUCAAAAUCUUCCUCAAGAGUUGCUUUAACCGUUAAUGAUUCUGAAGUAGUUGAUGAGAAUGAUGACUUAUUUUACGAAAGUGAACGAAGACAGGGCUUAGAUUCUGUAAUUACGGAAAUCGGAUUUGGAAAAUUUCAAAAGCAACUAUUG